This is a messenger RNA of Trichosurus vulpecula (common brushtail), 963 nucleotides long. RefSeq names its product developmental pluripotency-associated protein 2-like. The record is from RefSeq and is a predicted model, not a curated record. Gene Ontology annotation, cellular component: nucleus. Gene Ontology annotation, biological process: system development. Gene Ontology annotation, molecular function: chromatin binding. Lineage: Eukaryota; Metazoa; Chordata; Mammalia; Diprotodontia; Phalangeridae.
AUGAAGAAAUUGCUGCCCACAGAUAAAAUAACAAGUCUGGGGAUCAAGAACUCUUCUGAGGAAGUGAAAGAAGAGAUUCCAGUCAAUAAUACGGACAAAACGAAGGAAGGCAGGAUGGUGCAUGGGACCGUGCUGUCAAUAGAUGUCCAGCAGAGAGAAGAUGGGAUGGCUGUGAUGGCAGCAUGGGCCAAGCUGGUGGCAGAUGCUCAGGCCAGGAUGAAAGCAGCAACCCAAGGAUUUACCCUGGAACAAUCAGGAAAUCUUGAGGAAGCUGUUGCACAUUUUCCAAAGACGAAGUCUAAUACAACUGCCUCAGCACCUCAGAAAUCUCGGCAUAAGGAAGUGCCUCCUAUGCCCACCCCUCUACCUCCUCUGCAUACCUUGUCCCAAAAUAAUCUGCAGACAUGGUGCCAGAGACUCAACGUCAGUAAAAACGGCCGGAAGCACGUUUUAUACAAGAGAUUUUUGGAACGUGUGUCACCUUCUGAGCAAGACACUUCCAGCAUAGAAGGAAAGGCCCGUUUGAUGAAAAUCAAAACAGAAGCUUCAACUGAAGAUUCUCCGGUGAAAGAAGCAGAGACAGGGACAAAUAAGAAAAAGAAAAGAGAGGUGACAAAGAACUCUCUUGUGCAGACAGCCAGCAUGGCAGCAUGGAGCAGACUCAUGGCCACAGUGAAGUCCAAGGCAGUGUGGGCCAUGCCCACAUCUCUUGAGCCUCUUAGGUCCAAGCAAUCAGAUUUACCACGAUGGUGUGUAGUACAUGGUGAAGCUUUUCCUAAUGAUGCCCCUGGUUCAGCUCCUUUGGAGUUCCAUGCUGGACAGACCUGGGUGCCUGAAAAUUAUACGUUGAUUCCUCUCUUAUUACUGCCGACCUGCUCUUUCCCACCCCCACAAGUAGAAGACAAUUGGUUGUGCCCGAAAUGUGUCAACAGGAAUAAAAUUCUGAUGGACAAUGUUCUAUAA